UGGUGCGCUGUGUCCCUCGGACACAGCUGAUCAAUGAUCCACAGAAAGAGUUGAAGACGUCGGCUCGGUCAUGUGAUCAGCUGUGUCCAAUCACAGCUGAUCACAUGGCACUGAUGAUCAGUGUGCCCUGAUGAUCAGUGUAGUCCCAGAAGUGCCACCUGUCAGUGUCCAUCAGUGCCAGCUGUCAGUGCUGAACAGUGCCACAUGCCAGUGCCAGUCAGUGCCACAUCAAUGCCACAUAUCAGUGCCUACCAGUGCACAUCAAUGCCACAUAUCAGUGCCCAUCUGAACUGCCUUUCAGUGUCACCCAUCAGUGCCAGUCAGUGCCACCUAUCAAUGCCAAUCAGUGCCACCUAUCAGUACUGUCAAUCGGUGCCACAUAUCAGUGCCAGUCAGUGCUGCCUAUCAGUGCCAGUCAGUGCCGCCUAUAAGUGCGCAUCAGUGCCGCCUAUCAGUGGC
This is a messenger RNA of Staurois parvus, 459 nucleotides long. NCBI's taxonomy places the organism in Eukaryota, Metazoa, Chordata, Amphibia, Anura, Ranidae. The record is from the annotation of a GenBank genome assembly.